This is a messenger RNA of Nezara viridula (southern green stink bug), 3769 nucleotides long. The record is from the annotation of a GenBank genome assembly. Lineage: Eukaryota; Metazoa; Arthropoda; Insecta; Hemiptera; Pentatomidae.
CCUUGUUGUUUGAAGUUGACACUAGAGCGUCAGUGAAACCAAAUUUGCAAAAAACUGCAUCUUUUUCAUUUUUUAGUUCCAAUAAAUUUAAUUUCUACUACUCUGCUACUCUGCUACGUUUAAUCAUUAUUUACCGUGUCAUUAUUAAAAGAAAAAUAUUUCAGACAUUCUUUAACUAACUUUUUUUAUGGAAGGAUUCGGUUUGCUCAUUUUUGAGAAUAAUAUUUUUCAUAAAAGUUGUCUGGAAUAGUAUGUCAAAGCAGUUACACCAUGGAAAACAGAAAAAGUAUUGUAAUGUACAUGAAAUUGACUAUAUCAAUGGAGCGAUUACCAAGCGAGGAGUCAGCGAUAAGCAGCUGGCUGCAUACUUUCAAGAGAACUAUACCUGUCAGGACAUUGGAAAGUUACAAGAUUCCAUGGGACGAACCCCACUUCACAUGGCAGCAUCAUGCGGGCGGAGUGAGCUAUGCGAAUGGCUGAUUUUUGUUGCCGGAGCCAACAUUAAUAGCAGAGAUUGGGAGUCUGGUUAUACUCCGCUGCAGAGAGCCUUAUUUCAUGGCCACAUAAGAGCAGCUGUGAGAUUGAUGCAGAUUGGAGCAGAUUUGACUUCACUGGAUAGAGAAGGAUUGAAUGCAGUUGGUAUAGUUACAAAAGACAGGCCACUUAGUGUGGACAUUGUCCGUGAUGUACCGUGCCAGGUUUAUAUCUGGGGUUCGAAUGAUAACUACACCCAUGGAAUCGGAACUAACAAUGCGAGAAAACUGCCAGACCUAUUGGAUAAUUUUAAAAGGCGUAAUGUUUCAAUAACACAAGUCUGCAUGGACGAAUUUCAUAGUAUAUUUGUCAGUAAAUGUAACAGGGUUUGGGUUUGUGGUAACGGGCAGGGAGGGAGACUUGGCAUUUCUUCAAAAAAUCAUUGCCUGACUCCUUCGUUAUUGCUUUCUAACAACGAGUGCAAGAUGGUUGCGAUCGCCCUCAACCACACUUUGGUUCUUCUUUCGUCCUCUUCUGUCUUAGCAUCCGGUCAUAAGAUAUUAGCAUGUGGCCAGAAUGAGCAUUAUCAACUUGGGCUUUCUCCAUAUUUAAAGGAAACGGCUACGCUUAAACCAGUAUCCAUUAAGUGUACAGAAGAUUUGGAAGGCAUUUGUGCUGGAAAAUAUCAUAGUGUUUUUUAUACCAAGACAUCUAUCUACGUCUGCGGACUGAAUGGUGGUCAACUCGGUUUGUCAGCUGAUCGAAAUAAUGUUCCCUUUGUUAAAUUUCCUACUCAGGUUCCUAUAAAUCUGAAAUCCCAGAGUACAAUUACAUCAGUUUCAUCAAGUAGUACAUGUGUUGCCUUCUCUGUUAGCUCCGGUAGCGUCUACAUACUUUAUCAAUUCAUGUUCAAGAAAAUAGCAUCAAAGCAAUUAGAUGUAAAACAAAUAGGAACGAUUGGUGGCUCUUUGAGUAGCGACUUAGUGACGGAAAAUGGUGGUUCUCUGAAAGUGGUAUUGUUAACGUUAGGCGGUUCUAUCUUGAUCUGGCAGGAAUCAUUACCACAGUUGACAAGGUGUAUGUUUGGAUUGAGUAGGCUUAUUAAUAUCAGUUCUAUUUUCCUCAAUGAAAGGCAGAUUUUAUUUACCUCACGAGAUGGGGAAGCUUUUUCUGGAACAAUUGGGCAGAUUGAGAAACAGACUGUGAAUUCUUCCAAAGAAAUGAAAAGUGGAUUUCAUAAAUUUCUUGCCAAAUCUGAAUGUUACCACAUACAAACAAAUCGUAUUCCUAAUGUUCAUCGUGCUGUGGCCAUUACUAGUGAUCCCAAAGGAAAAAAUUUUGCUGUUAUCCAGGUUAAUCCCCAUAAUGCCCUGACUGAAAUUCCAGUACAGAGUGAAGAUCAUAUCGUCAACCAGUAUCUUCAGCUAUUAGAAGAAGCAUCGGAAGAGGACACUUUGCAUGAUAUUAUUUUUAAGGUCCAAAAUACAUUAUUUCCUGCUCAUAAAUAUAUUAUUGCAUGUGCCAAAUCAACGCUUUUAAAUUCUCCUGUAGAUAAUGGAUAUAUAAUUAUCGACGGCGUUUCACCUGUGAUAUUUAAGGAAAUCAUGACGUUUUUAUAUACUGGCCAUUCCGAUUUACUCAAGAUCGGACCUGUCAGUUUGAAAUUUUCUAACUUGCCGAACGAUCCUUUGAAGUUAUUAUUGGAUGCCUCAAAUAAAUUCAAAUUAACUUCAUUGUAUAAAAAAGUUCCUCAAUUCAAAUACGAGGAUGGUUGUAUUAGCUUAAAAAAAUUAUCAGAAAUGCCAACAUUUUCCCCUCCGAAAUUUAAUAGAGAAUCGCAUCCGGAGCUCUAUGACGUACAAUUAAAAUCAGAUGAUGAUAAAUUAAUAAAAGCCCACAAAUGUAUUCUAGCCGCUCGAUUGGAGUACUUUCAUCACAUGCUGUUAGGGGGAUGGAGUGAGAGUUCUAGUUCCGCAGUGUUACACCUGGAUUGUCCCCUGAAGUCUUUGGAAGUUUUAUUGGACUUUAUUUAUUCAAAUGAAACUCCGUCGUCGAUUGCUACUGAGAGUUUUGAGAAUAUUGGAAAAUUACUUAUUGUUUCUGACCAGUUAAUCUGCAAUGAUCUCAAAGAAAUUUGUGAAAUUGCUCUUGUUAAUGCUCUCAACUUGAAAAACGCCGCUACCAUGCUACAAGUUUCCUAUGUAUAUAACGCUCCUCAGCUGAAGAAAACUGUCAUGCAAUUUAUAUCUCUGAAUUUGGACACACUUAUCGAGAACAGGGUCCUGGACAGUCUUAAUGAUGAAAUUUUGUUGGAACUUGAUGAGUAUUAUAGAAAUUUUAAUUCUGUCCAUUAUUGCAAAAGAAUUAUAACCCCAUAUAGCGGUUACACGAUUUCUGAUGAAGUAAUUUUAUCUUCUCCGGAAAUUACUUGGCCGGCUGAACGUACAGAAAAGAAAGACAAUGCACCAGAAAUAAAAAAUAAAGAGCCGAAAGAAAAACAACCAAAACCCAGCGUAGUAAUACCAAAAAAGAAGGAAACCCCUCCGAAGAAAACGGUAGUUCCAGAAAUCAUACCUGAAGGAAAACAUAUAACUGUUCCCGCAGUUCCGAUUAAACAAAUCAAAACAGAAUUUGCAGGUUCCCCACCAGAUUAUGAAACUGUUUUGAAUGUGUCCGAUUUCCCUGAGUUGGAUUAUCAGUGUUCUCAUCCAGCAUAUAAUAACAAAACCCGCUUCUCAAACAGUCAAGAGGUAAGAAAAGUUUUCCCUCCGAGAUUAUCUCAAAAGGAGAGAAAGAGGCGUUCGUUAGAACUUGAAGAAAAAGCAGCCGUGCCGGAAAAUGAAAAAUCUCCUAAACCUCAAUUCAAAGGAUGGACGAUCAUCCCACCUUUGGAAGAUUUCAAAAAGAAAGAAGAAGAAAUAAAUCAUGGUACAAGCCCUCCAAUGGUUUCAAGUUUUGUCGAAAUUAUUGCAAGCGAGAAACAAGAAAAAGAUAAUUUUUUUAAAAUGAAAGCUAAACCUUUCACUCUUAAUCAGUUAGAAGAUAAAGCUAUGGAAGAACUUUACGAAUUUUAUAAUGCUUCCAAUGUAUUCGAUGAAAGAAUCACCGUGCAACGAGUGUUACCAAUCAAUAUCGCCAAGCCCACCUGGAUAAAAUCACAUAAGAAAAUUUCUAAUUGACGAACUGAACUAUCUGUGAUCAAGAUACCUGUUUAUAUGCAUUAUUUUAUUUAUGUAUAAUUUUAAGUAAUAUUGUUCUUGUUCUUAUGUAAAUAAAUAUUUUUAUCUAAGUGUUA